This is a messenger RNA of Sitodiplosis mosellana (orange wheat blossom midge), 1441 nucleotides long. RefSeq names its product probable cytochrome P450 304a1. The record is from RefSeq and is a predicted model, not a curated record. Lineage: Eukaryota; Metazoa; Arthropoda; Insecta; Diptera; Cecidomyiidae. Gene Ontology annotation, molecular function: monooxygenase activity; oxidoreductase activity, acting on paired donors, with incorporation or reduction of molecular oxygen; heme binding.
ACGAUUCUUGCAAAUCAUUCCGAAUGUUCUAAAGUCUAUUAUCAGACGAUUCAAAUUACUUAUUAAUAAUCGUCCCAGACGUCUAUCAGCUACAUCGCCGUCUGCCUACACACUAAUUUUUUGCUCUGUGCACACAAGCAUAACCGGAGACAAGCAGAAGAAUGAAAGAAAAAAAAAACAGCGAAAUCGGAAGUCGCAUUGAUUUUUCAAUUUCCUUGUCAUUCAACGAUUUAUUUCCUAAACAAUAUAGUUGAUCUUUUUCGACAUAAUUAUCAGCGGCAAUCUUGUGACUGGCUAUUUUAUUCCCAGUGUAUCCAAACUGGUUGGCGAAGUGAGUGAAAUUUAAAGAAAAAAUGGUGUCAGUAGUGUUGGUUGGCAUUUGGAUUGCCUUACUUGUUUAUCAAAUCUACAAAUGGAUGUUUCAUAAACCAAACAAUUUUCCACCGGGUCCACCUCGAUUGCCCAUCCUUGGCGCGUAUCCAUAUCUGUUGCUGUUAAAUUAUCGGCAUUUACAUAAAGCGGUCGAAUGGAUGUGCAAGUAUUACAAAACCGAUGUAUUGGGUAUGUAUGCGGCACAUUUCCCAACGAUUGUCGCAAACACAGCAGCCGCUGCUAAAGAGUGUCUUAAUAAUCAGGCGUUAGACGGUAGACCAGGGCUAGCACUGGCACAAAUACGAGAUCCAGAUUUUGAAAUUAGAGGACUUUUCUUCAGCGAGGGCCCACUGUGGCAUGAACAACGACGUUUUGCUUUGCGAAUACUGCGAGAUUUUGGCUUCGGUCGACGUCAAGAUGAACUCGAAUCCGAAUUAAAUGAUGAAAUUUUGAAUUUAAUUGAUUUAAUUAAAAACGGACCAAAAUACAGUUUUGAAAAGAAUUACCAUAAUGGUGACAGUGUUCUGAUGCCCUACAUUUUUAUGCCGACAUUGGGUAAUUUUUUUGCAAAAACCAUACUGAAUGAGCGUUUCCCCCGAGAAAAAAUGCAUUUGCUACAUGAAGCUGGUAAACAUGGACUUCUGUUCGCCAGAAAAAGUGAUGACUGGGGCAGAAUGUUCAGUUAUAACCCAUGGAUUCCAAAGCUGUUUCCAAAAUUUUCCGAAUAUGACUUAUUAAGAGACACUUCUAUGAAAUUGUACAAGAGUAUCAAGGCGAUUUGUGAUGACCAAUAUAAAACGUUUGAUCCAAACCAUGAACGUCAUUUCAUGGACAUAUACUUCAAAAAAAUCGAUGAAACAAAAGGCGAUCCAAAAUCAACUUAUAGCUAUAAACAAAUGAUCAUGUUGUGUACAGACACCUUCUUGCCGUCACUUGCAGGCAGUGCGGUACAAGUGCAAUUUUUAAUGCAACGCUUUUGCAUGCAGCCAGAAAUCUUGAAAAAAUGCCAAAAUGAAGUCGACCGAGUUGUUGGAUCCGGUCGGUUGCCAACACUCAAUGAUCGUCCAAA